AUGGAUGCUCAGAUUUUAUUCGUCUUCAAAGUUGGUCACAGUGUGCAUCGGAAACGCAAUUCAACUCGGGAAAAGACACACCAUUGGCGCUGCACGGUAGAAAGUUGGAGCGAUCAAUAUCCGCUUUCUGAGUUUGUAAACAACGUCGUAUUCCAGCUUCACGAAACUUUCAAAAAUCCAAGGCAGAUCGUGCACAAGGAGCCCUUUACUAUUGAAGAAGAUGGAUUUGGCAGCUUUCGACUGUUUGCAAGGGUGUCAUUUCUGAACGUAUUUACAGAUCUGCACUAUGACAUCACUCUUUUCGACAACCGUGAACUUCAUGCUUUCCGGACAGUGCGUCUCGAUCCCAAAAACAGCGAGGAAUGGAUUCGCUAUUCUCAAUAUGGUGGUAUUCCGAUUCCCAGAUCUGCUUCUUCUUUGGAGAUUCAGCAGCGAGUUGUGGAACCUAUCCAGAUGUCGGGUUCAAAGUGUAACUACAAUGUCUCUUACUUCUAUCCUGAAAUAGCUAUGUCCGUUUUAAAUUCAGCGACUCGAACUUCUGGGCUAAAAUACUCCUCACCCAGUUCGCUGCGAAAUCGGCCGAGUCGUGAGUCGCGAACUCAAGCCCUGGCAAAUCUUGGCCUUCCUGUCGCCUCCGCAUCUCCUACAGCGUCAAACCCGCCUUCGUUGCCUUCUAUGGGUGUUCCAGGCUCCCAUCCUCCCGGCCAUCUCCCUUCUUCCUUUAAGCACAAAAAGAAACUCCAAUUGAAGCACGAAGCACAGUUACGUUUGGAGAAUCAGCAUCAUAGAGACCCUGAAAGUCCUCCUCUGGCUCCGGCAUCGUCCUCGGUGCCACAACCACCGUUGGUGCCUUCUGUUAACUCCUCCUUCACGUCUCAGCCUGUACAGAAGGAACGUAUUGUUCUCCGGCUUUUUCGUUCUGAUCUUCAAGGGAGUGUGGAGAAAGAGAAGCAAAAAAAGAGUGGGGGUAAACACAAGCACCGCCAUCGGCAUCACCACCAAGUCGAAUUUGAUCAGCGACAGCAACCCCGACCAGAAGUGUGGUCGUCAACCGGCGGUACAAAUCUGCACACUACACCUCCACAACUCCAACACGCUUCGUUGACAUCGCUUGAGGUUGGAGGGGAAAAAGAUCGACUUCAUCAAUCGUCUUCUCCCGAACCCGAGGCGGAAAGCACUUCUCGCUCCUUGUUACCGCCUGGUGAGGUUGCAGUGUCAAAGGUUCCGUCCGUCACUGAGCACCACUUAAAGUCUGCUGAUCCACCUGAAUCGAUAAAUGCCAUUAAUUUUCCGCACAUGGACACAGAACAUGCUACGAUGGUUUGGAUUUCCAAGCUCAAUGGUGGACCCCAACCCCUUGUUUCGCCCCUACCUCCACAGACCAGCCCACACCUUCCCCAACCAUCACCACCAUUACAAUCACUAUCAUCAGAGCAGCAACAGCAGCAACAAAAAUUCCUGACUGAUAAGGCAGAGAAAACGUCAAAAGGGGAAAGGAAUAAGGAAAAUAAGCAUUGUCAUCGAAAUCAGGAGCAAAGGACCUCAAAACAAGACUCUUCUCCAUCUCCGACUCACCCCACCUCUGCAAGACAGGGCGCCUACGACCACGUGUCUUUAAAGGAUCUGAAACGCAGGCCUGACUACACGGAUACUGACGGCAGAAGUAAUAGAAAAGUUCCUAGGGAAACGAAACAUGGACGCAGAGAGGGUAUAAAGUCAUAUAUCCCUCAGGUAUCAGACCACCUCUCACCUGCACGCUCCACUGUCUCCUCGGAUUCCACUCCACCGAUGUCCGGGGAAGCACCUGUUCCAAAUCACUCUGCUAUUGCUACCCAUGCCUCCUGCGGCACAACUACAGGUGUAGGUGACGAGGCCUAUCUGGACAAUGUGGAGUUGGAGCGGUUGUACGAUCGCAUCCUCUGUCUGGAGAACGAAUGCAUGGCUCUCCGGAUGGCCGAGGUGCUGCGGCGCUACUUCAGGCCUGAUGAAGACUCUGGAGUUGAUAUACUCGCGCCAUCUGACGAGCUGCCCGACUAUCCCCAAAUCAUCGCCUUCGACAUGCGCAAAAUGCCUCUGGCAUGUAUUAUAGAGAUGGCAGAGGUAAUUUCAGCCGAUGAGAGAAUGUCGGCUCAGCGCCGUGCUGAAGCUGCUACUCAUGGUAGUAGUGUUGGGGAUGGCGAUGAUGUAAACAAUGGGAUGUCAUGA
Messenger RNA from Hydatigera taeniaeformis, 2205 nucleotides. NCBI's taxonomy places the organism in Eukaryota, Metazoa, Platyhelminthes, Cestoda, Cyclophyllidea, Taeniidae. The record is from the annotation of a GenBank genome assembly.